Messenger RNA from Leguminivora glycinivorella, 1963 nucleotides. RefSeq lists its product as uncharacterized. The coding region runs from base 97 to 1692 and encodes 531 amino acids. Lineage: Eukaryota; Metazoa; Arthropoda; Insecta; Lepidoptera; Tortricidae. Gene Ontology annotation, molecular function: DNA binding; zinc ion binding. The record is from RefSeq and is a predicted model, not a curated record. The transcript is spliced from 5 exons. Gene Ontology annotation, cellular component: nucleus. Gene Ontology annotation, biological process: DNA recombination; DNA integration.
UUGUCGCGUCGUUGUUUUAUUUUGAUUUUUAAGAGAUAACUAGCUGUAUCAUUGAAAUUUAUUCGUUUACGAGCAAGGUAUUAUAACGUCAUAAAAAUGUCGAACGAUAUAUUACCAGAAAAGUCAAAAGGAAGGUAUAUGACAACAUACGAAAACUUUAUUACUUGGCAAAAAGAAAAGAACAUAACUUCGUUCAAUGAGAAAGUGUUGUUGUUGUAUUUUGAAGAAAUCUCGUCAAAAUACAAACCUACAUCUUUGUGGGCGAUUUAUUCAAUGCUGAAAAGCGGUUUGAAACGCAGCCAUAGAGUUAAUAUCGAGGAAUAUUAUCAACUCGGCGCGUAUUUAAAGAAGCUAUCAAAAGGAUAUGUUAGUAAAAAAAUGAAAGUGCUAUCUAUUCAGAAUGUUGAGAAGUUUAUAAAUGAAGCUCCUGAUGAUAGAUAUCUUGCUAUCAAGGUAGCUCUAAUCCUUGGAAUCAACGGAGGCCUCCGAUGUAAAGAGCUAUCGAACCUCCAAACAAAUCACAUAGAAAACCACGGAGAAGUAUUUGUCAUAAAAAUACCUGAGAGCAAAGAGUUUGUAAUAAAAGGGAAAUAUUAUAAAAUAAUGAAAAAAUAUCAAGACUUACGUAUAGCUUCGGCAUCGACUAACCGAUUUUUCCAAGCAUAUAGAAAUGGUAAAUGCCGAGCAAAUGUUAUUGGGAAAAAUAGAUUUGGUAUAAUGCCUAAGGAGAUAGCGGAGUUUUUGAAGUUGCCGGAUCCUAAGUCUUAUACGGGGCAUACACUGUGUACUGUCUCGCGGGUGCCUGAUGAUAGGGCUUCAGUUAAAGCUGAACGGCGCAUGGGAGACACUCCUAUUAAUGAGACUCCGAAGGCUAUAAGUACUAUCAGUACUGUCCCACGGGUGCCUGGUGACAAGACCUCGGAUAAAGCUGGGGCAGGCGACACCCCUGUUAAUGAUUCAAUCUCCAGAAAGCGACCACGUCCAGAGCCUCCAGCGCCCAGAGAUCAGUGUCGUUUCUGCGGAGACUUCAAGAAAUGCUCCCCGGUUGUUCAGAAGCCCUACCUCAUGGGAAAGACGACAACGCUGACGCUCAACCAUUUACGAGCUGAAGUGGACUUUAGCGUAGACUCUCUCCCGACAACCAUUUGCAGCGACUGCGACACCAAACUACUAGAAAUUUUCCAAUUCAUCAAACUAGUCAACACUGCCCAGUUCUCACUUGUCACCGUUUGCCCGAACAAUGCUACAGGUGCUGCAAGUUUGGACCAAAACCACAGUGUGUUUGAACACAUAGAAUUUGAUACUCAAAUAGUUAAAACUGAGGUUGAGUCGGAUGAUUCAAAUGAAAGUAUUGGUGAAGAUUCAAUAACACUUAGUGAAAUGAUAUAUUUGAGGGACACACAUAAAAGAAAAGAGGUUGAUAGUAAACAUAAUAAGAAAGUCAAAAGAGAUAAAGUAAAAAUACAAGAUACUGAUGAGAUAGAUGAUGUAAAAAGUGCAGUUAUUGAUGAUUAUGAUGGGAAUAGUGAAGAUAGUGAGUUAACACAGGAAGAUAAUAGUGAAGAUAGUGACACAGGGACUGAAGUGAAAACUUGUGAGUUCAAUUUUGCAAACAUUGCUUCUGAUUAUGACAGAAAGACGAAUUUUUGUGAUGUGAAUAACCAAAAUUCUAGUGGUGAAGACAGUGACUAGAAUAAAUGAAAUAAGAUGUUUUUAAUAGCUACAGUUAUUAAUGUUUUCUGGUAAUAAGCCUUCACAGUUCAUUGUAAGUAUAGUUCAUUUCUCCAUUUAUUUUAUAUUUCAUUUCAAUUACUACAGUUAAAAAUUGUACAAAAAGUAUAUAGCACUGCCUGGCAAAAAAAGUACAAAAUAAAAGGGGCACACUGUCUAUGUAAACCGUUUUACAAUUAGACUUAAAAAUAAAAAUUUUGAAAAACCCCCGACCGCGACCUAGUGGACCGAU